Papaver somniferum (opium poppy) is the source of this 1879-nucleotide messenger RNA. Its product is annotated as serine/threonine protein phosphatase 2A 57 kDa regulatory subunit B' beta isoform-like. Gene Ontology annotation, cellular component: protein phosphatase type 2A complex. The record is from RefSeq and is a predicted model, not a curated record. The coding region runs from base 220 to 1569 and encodes 449 amino acids. NCBI's taxonomy places the organism in Eukaryota, Viridiplantae, Streptophyta, Magnoliopsida, Ranunculales, Papaveraceae. The transcript has 2 exons. Gene Ontology annotation, molecular function: protein phosphatase regulator activity. Gene Ontology annotation, biological process: signal transduction.
AUCGCUGUCUUUUUGGACUCACUCUCACAACCCAAACAGAGUACCUUAGUUUAACAGCAUUAUUUCCAAGUUCAACUCUCACUAACUCACUCACUCUGUAGUACAAUUAUCUAUCAAUCAUGAAGAACUCAAAAUACCAAUAUUCUAAGUAAGUAGUGAGGUACUAUUAAAAGGAGAAGAAUAAGAAGUGACAGAGAUAGAGUCAGAGGAGGUAGAGGUAUGGGUAUGGGUGCUCAAAGAACACCCCAAAAGAAAAAAUCAACAACACUUGAAUUCCUGUUUAGUUUGGAUUCAUCAUACACAAACUAUGGAGAUAACACUAUCAACAACAACCAAUCAUCUUCACAAGAACUUCUCUCAAUCAUUUCUUAUUGCACAAACUUCAUCUACACUUUCGUCGAUCCAUUAGAAACGGUAUCUCAACAAGAUUUCAAGAAGCUUAAGCUCACUCAGCUUCUAUCUCUUCUAAAAUCACCUGAAAACAACCUCUUGGAGGAUGAUGAGAUUCAAUCAGCACUUGUCUCUAUGAUAUCUGCUAACCUGUUCAGACCACUCCCACCAUGUCCAAAUGCUUCAACCACACCAGUUGAUUCACCUGAUGAUGAAGAACCCAUGGCGGUUCCUGUACCUUCCUGGCCACACCUACAAGUUGUAUAUUGUAUUCUUCUCCGACUAGUCAUAAAUGCUGACCCGAAAACUCUACGUAACCACAUCGAUCAUUCGUUUCUUGUUAAUUUACUCUUACUCUUUCAAUCAGAGGAUCCUAGAGAGCGCGAGACUUUGAAGAACGUGUACCAUCGGAUAUACUCGAAAUUCACAUUUUACAGGUCAAAUAUGAGAAAAUCAAUGAUAAACGUGUUCUUACACUAUGUUUGUGAGAUGGAAACUCAGUGUGGAGUCGGAGAAUUGCUCGAAAUAUGGGGAAGUAUCAUUAACGGGUUCGCAGUUCCAAUCAAGGAAGAGCACAAGUUGUUUUUGGUUAAGGUUCUUAUUCCUCUUCACAAGCCCAAAGGCAUCCAGACUUACCACAGGCAAUUGGCAUAUUGUGUCUCUCAGUUCGUACAGAAGGAAACUGUUCUAGGUGGGAUUGUUGUCAGGGGGAUUCUAAAGUAUUGGCCGGUCACUAAUUGCCAAAAGGAGGUUUUGUUAAUUGGACAAUUGGAGGAAUUGGUUGAAAAUAUCGAUCCGGGUGAGUAUAAGAAGUUGGCUAAGCCUUUAUGCGCACAAUUUGCGAAAUGUCUGAACAGUUGCAACUCACAGGUUGCAGAGCGAGCCCUGUACUUAUGGAACAAUGAGCAGUUUGUAAAAAUGGUGACACUGGAAAUGGAAGAGGUGUUUCCUGAAGUGGUGCAACGCAUUGAAAUGAACCUUAAGGGGCAUUGGAGUAGGAGUAUACGUCAACUCACAGAAAGCAUAAAACCAAUGCUGGAGGAAAUGGACCCGAUUAUGUAUUCUAAGUGCGUAAAAGAGACUGAACAUAGAAUAAACAUGGCAGAGCAGGAAGAAAUGAAGAGGAAGUUGAAGUGGGAAGAACUAGAAAUGGCCGUCGCCAAGAAACAAAAUCUUUGAUAACCCCACUGUAAUUUCAGUUGUAGAUUUAAGUUAAACUGAGACUUAAAGUUACAUUAAUAACACAAAGAACCUGACUGCUUUACUUUAGCCUUUCAAGAAUUUUUUUUCUUAUCAGAAGGUCUUCAUAGUUAGAUAGCACGUCAACUCUGCUUGGUUUUCUUCCAACUGGUGAGUGAGGUCUUCAUAGUUCAUACGUGAAUGCCAAAUUCUGUAUUAUGUUCAGUAAAUACUAAAUACCCUUCAGUUAAGAUAUUUGUAUCCUGGUAAUCGAAACAAUCUAUAUACAAGACAGACUGAAUUUGGCAUA